Molecule: messenger RNA, 1987 nt
Organism: Lethenteron reissneri (Far Eastern brook lamprey)
Lineage: Eukaryota; Metazoa; Chordata; Hyperoartia; Petromyzontiformes; Petromyzontidae
Gene: MTRFR
Product: mitochondrial translation release factor in rescue
Biological process (GO): translational termination
Cellular component (GO): mitochondrion
Molecular function (GO): translation release factor activity
Source: RefSeq, a predicted model, not a curated record
UCCGGCAGGAUUCUUGGGUUCCCCGAACGGGCUUCCCCAACCUGAGGCCGGCUGCGGUCCCCGCGUCGUCUCCCUCCCGCGUCUCGCCGCGUCUCGCCAGCGCCCUUCUCUCCCCGGCGGUGUCCCAGUCCCGGCGGUGCAUCUGUCGCAGGCUCAUCUCGCCACGCUAUCGGUGACCGCACGUGGCCCCCAUGCCUCCCCGCAUUCUGUGGUGGGGCCCUGUGGCCUCCUGCCGCGCCGUCUCCUCGUUCUUCAGCUUCUGUUCCGUCGCGGCCCGGGGCUCGCGGGGGGCCCCCGUGUGGGCCCCCCUCGGCCCCCGAGGGCCGGGGGCCCCCCGAGGGAAGGCGUCAGGGCCGAGGUUGGAGGAGCUGCGCGAGGAGGAGCUGAGGGAGCAGUUCGUGCGCGGGAGCGGCCCCGGGGGCCAGGCCACCAACAAGACGAGCAACUGCGUGGUGCUCAAGCACCUGCCCUCGGGCAUCGUGGUCAAGUGCCACCAGACACGCUCGCUGGAGACCAAUCGCAAGCUGGCACGCGGGAUUCUGCGCGCGAAGCUGGACGAGCACACCCAUGGGGACGCGAGCGCCGUGCGGCUGCAGCGGCUGGAAGGCCAGCGGCAGCGCGCCGCUGCCAAGGCGAUCAGCCGUCGCUCGCUCGAGCGCAAGCGGGCAUUCCAGUCGCUCGACCCAACCAGCACGAGCCCCUGACGGCACCUGCGCUGCCGGGAUGUCACUGUGGGCAAUGAGGCCGCAACGUCCAAAGAACUUGAAUGAGAAGUAUAUUUUAAGGCAAUGUUAUCUCCAAUAUCCCAAAUCUCAGAAAAAGCAUAGGAAUGGCUAAAUCACUUACAAUUCAGUCUCUAAAGGUUGCACUUGAUUUGCCGUAUGUGAGAAGAAGAGUGAAUAGUUCACUGGUCAACGCAGAGAGUGGGGCAGCCUAUGAGAGCAACAUCUCUGAAGAAGCACCGCCGUGUAGCCCUGAACUGUGCUGGAUAGGAACCGCCACAGUAGUCUGUCCUCGGUGAGACACGAAACAAAAUGUGUUGCGACCCCGUGACAUUGGAAACAAUCGGCCACGUGCGCUUGCGUCGCAGUCCAAAUUUGAGAAAUGACCGGCAAAUUCCAGUCCCCGACUGCGUCGCAAGCUUGCGAGAGGUGGCGGCGACGUGGAGAGGGAGGCCUUCAUGCAGCAGUGGAUUGCUCGUGGCUGAUGAUGAAGGCAUAAAACUUAAAAGUUGGAGCAAUUUAUUUGUAUGGUUAAGGGCAUUAUUUGAUAACGCAUUUGAAUAUUUACGUAAUUCACUUUUACCGCAUAAGGAUAUUGGAACUGCUAAAGUGAUGCCAACAAGGGAGAUAUCUGGUCUGAGCCCUCGGACUUAGGCUGUUGCCUUGCUUUGGAGUUAUUGCAUAACCAUGUUGGAUAUUUACCCAGGAAAAUAUCACCAAGUCAAAAGACCUUUGCAGGAGGGACCCUGUAUCAGGAUUUGAUCCCAAUGUAUUGCAUGUGUUAGAAAACUGGAGCCCAAAUUGAAAACCCAUACGGGGAGGGGUAACGCAGAAUAGUGCAACUUCGUGGCCCACCUUAUGGCCCCAAGCCCCCUUCUGGCCAGACCUGCGUAUCCUCUAAAAUAUGACAAAAUCAUGCACAUUUAAUGCAGUGUGAUCGUAAGCAAAAGCAUAAAAAACAAUUACUCAUCAGUAUUUGCAGUUGUUAGAAUAUGUACACGUAUUACACAUGUACUUCAUUUUCUUUAAGAUUUUCUUAGGUGUUCAUGAUCGUACAUGAUAUCUCCAAAUGUGUCAAAAUGGAGCGAAGAAAACAGUCCCAUGACGAGUGUAUACACAACAAUGUCUGUGUAAUGUGCUUCGUAAUUGUUUAUGACCACAAUGUUUGCAACUUGUUUGUGAUUGAAGCAAUCCAGAACAUGCAGAAAAAUAUCGACUCUUCACACCUUGAUGCAACAGUGAAAUAAAAGGAAUGUUUGAAAGUA